Molecule: messenger RNA, 2364 nt
Organism: Tribolium madens (black flour beetle)
Lineage: Eukaryota; Metazoa; Arthropoda; Insecta; Coleoptera; Tenebrionidae
Product: INO80 complex subunit D-like
Exons: 8
Coding region: 371-1801 (476 amino acids)
Cellular component (GO): nucleus
Source: RefSeq, a predicted model, not a curated record
UGUGUCAGGUUGGUAUUGACAGUUUUUAUAGUUUUUGUCAUUUGUCAAACAAAACAUAAGUUUAUUAGAAUUUUUGCAACAAUCCUGUGUAAAUAAUUUUUUUGUUUGCUAAACUACCGAAGAUUUGUUCGUUUCGUGUUGUUUUUAUACAGGAAGUGUGGUUUGAGUGCAUUUGUUGAAAUUUUUUCGUGUCAUAACCUUAUAUGACCUGUCAAGUAAACUUUUACUAAAUAAGCUGAUUAUGUUGGGGUUUGGCGUUUGAGGGGGCUGUUCCAUGAUUCUUGAAGGAGUUUCAUGCGAAAACAUUGAUGUAGUCACAAUGGUAGUAAAAUGUACAUAACUAGCUGUUAUUUCACUUAAAAACCGUAAGAUGUUCAAUUCAGGGAUUAAAGGAAAUCAAAGGUGUAACGGUUUAGUUCCACCAAGUAGGACUCUAGGACAAAUAAAUUACAAUAAAGUCAAGUCGUUAGGGACUAAAGACACCACCCCGUACAAUAAUGAUAAAAAACUGGAACCAACUUUUAGAAAUAUGGGAUUCCCCCAUCCCGGUUACGAAACCAAGGUGAAAAUUGAGUUUGACGAGGAGGAAAUCGACGCUAAAGUCAUUAGUCCCAGUAUUAUAGGUUUAAGUGAUGAAAAAACGCACAAAUUGCCUCCAGUGAAGCCCCGUCUCAAGACCGGCAGUCGUGCCACCCACCACGAAACCCUCCAACGGAUAGACGACAUCCGGGACUUUUACAACCACUACCAACACCACUGGUUCAGUCCCAGUCUUGAAAAAUUCAAAUUGGAGGAUCGUUCACGCGAGGAACGAAUCGAAAUCACCCGACAUGAGUUUCUGCGUCAUUUACAGCAAAUCGUUAGGAGUAAUGUGGGCAAGCCGCAUGAGCCCCUCUCGGGGGCUGCUGUGGCGGCACAGACGCCGAAUCGACACCCGCAACCGGUGGGGUAUGACCGUCUUGUGGCCCCCUUGACGUGUCAAGUCGAGAAUUGCCCCCAUGCGGCGUUGCCAUGUACGCGUCAUUGCACGUUGCACAUUAUGUUGAAUAGUGAACAGGUUUUGUUCGGUUAUUGUACGGCGAAAUUUGCUGAUAAUACGCAGUGUUCUGUACCUGUUUUUGAUAUAACGCACGAGUUGCCCCUCUGUCCCGAACAUGCCCGAAAAAGGGAUAAUUAUAAAUUGUAUCAAGAAGCGAAACCAAAGAAAUUAAGGAAGAAAGUUAAACCGUCGGCGAUGAUUCGGCCACAAAAACGCAAUAAAAAGAAAAAGAAACCGAAUAAAACACCAGAAACAACGACACCAAGUGCAAUAAUUCAUAUUCCGGGCGCGGGCGAUGUGGGCGAGAUUGUGCACGCGGCCUCCCCCGAGCUGGAGGAAGACAUGCAUAUGGUCGACCAAGUCCUCGGUUUGAACGAAUCGGACGCGUUGGCACAAGUCCUCGAAAGUCAAGCCUCCCAUUUGCUUGAAGAGACCGACAUUAGUACAGUUUUGAGUACGAUCCAAGUGGACGAAUUCAGUGACUUUUUCGCAGUGAAUCGGAAUGGGGAGUACGAGCCGUCGCGAGAGGAGGCCGAGGAGUUGGAGAAGGCCCUCGCGGCUGUCGACAACGAUGUGAAAUCGUUGGAGAAGUUGAGCCAAUCACAGGGGCUGUUGGACUCGUUGUUGGAUGAACACACGUUGGCGGAGUCUUUGGUCCAAAUUCCCGAUGUUUUUCAUAAUGGUUACGCCCCCUGUGGGGACAGUAUGGUAGCACAAACGUCGAGUUUUCUCUUGCCGGUCGAGCCACAAUCUCAUUCUUAAUAGAUGGUGGAUUUUUUUUUUUUCAAUUUUUUUUUCACCUCGACAGUACAAUCUAUUUUAGGGUAAUAACUGAGAAGCGACUGAGUUAUUACGAGUGCAAUGCAGGCUACAGUUUUUCACAACAACGUCGAAUUUUCUCUUGUAUAAUAGCGUAAUUCCAUUUGAUUUUGUUUAAUCAAAACGUUAUUUAUUUUUUAUUUAUUCCCACACGAAAAUUUGGUACUAUUUAUAUUAUUUUUAUACUUGUGUUAGGUCGUAAAGUCGUCAAAACUGGAGGUGUUAUUCAAAUCGUUUUGUACAAUAAUUUUAGAUAGUAUUUUGUAGAACAAUGUUGUGAAUAAAAGUAAAUUCAUCUUGUAAAGUAUAUUUUGUAUUGAGGAAUCUUCCACGCCGCAAUAAGGUAACAAAAAGGCCUUUUUCAUUUACGAGAAAAAAACCACCAAAAAAAAACCGAUUUGUAACCGCUGAAAACAUUUAUUAAGUGUUGUAGUUUCUUAAGUUUAUGUAACAAACUCAACUGUACAUAUUAGGAUAAACAAAUGUUAAUAAAAAAAUACAACCAA